Capsicum annuum is the source of this 2311-nucleotide messenger RNA. Its product is annotated as fe(2+) transport protein 1. The coding region runs from base 1066 to 2118 and encodes 350 amino acids. Gene Ontology annotation, biological process: zinc ion transmembrane transport. The record is from RefSeq and is a predicted model, not a curated record. Gene Ontology annotation, molecular function: zinc ion transmembrane transporter activity. NCBI's taxonomy places the organism in Eukaryota, Viridiplantae, Streptophyta, Magnoliopsida, Solanales, Solanaceae. The transcript is spliced from 3 exons. Gene Ontology annotation, cellular component: plasma membrane.
UUCACGGCUCUCUUUCCAACACAUUUCACCUUUACCUAAAAUCCAAAAUUUCAUAUUGACUUCCCAAAGUGCGCCAUGAGUUUCCAUUGAAAGCAACCAAGCAACCUUUUCAACACAAAGGGACAAGACAUACAACACAUUGACCAAUUCAUUUUUUACAAGCAAAGAGGAUUAGGCAAAUCAACAACAUAGUCUUGAGACCUUUUACCAAGAAGUUUACUACCUGAUUGAAAGUUAGACAUGCUUGAUAUCAAGAAUCUUUGCCUACACUAUUCCUUACUUUACUUGAAAUUUUAUGUAUAGAUAGAAAUCGAACUGUCUUAUUUCGUUCUCUCUAUAUAUAUAAUUAGCUGUUACUUGUUUACUAGAGCACGUUAUAAUUAAAGAACUAGUACAACAUAUCAUAUACUAUGAGCUCUGAGAACUUUGACUUUGUUUAAGAGAAAACAUAAUUAUGCUUUAAUUUAUAUAAGUACUGUAAUUUCAUAAUCGUUACUAAAUGCUUUUAUCUUAUCCUUUCCUUCUUCAGUUGUAUUUUGUUUUAAUCAUAAAACCGUCGUAGGAUAGGAAACUAUCAAGUCAACAUUAUCAAAGCUAGAUGCAAACACGUGCCUUCCUUAUCCAGCACCCGUUUAACACACACCCCUUUUGACAUUUUUGAUACACAUUUCCAUAUUUGUGAGUACAAAGUUCAUAUAUAUAAUUAAGCUUAUUAGAAAGCAUUUAGGGAAACUUCAUGCCUUUGCUAUAAUAUUAAACUAUAGCGUUUGCUUCUAUUUCUCUAUUAUAAAAUUAUUAGUGCAUAUCGUUCCAGCCAUUUAUAUGCUUUGGGUGAAAUUGUAUUAGGCUUCAGUGUGUUUGUCAACUUCAAUUAUUUGUUUUAAUGACAUAGCCACCAAUUAUUUCAGGAUAUUGAAAUAAAUAUAUUUUAAAUCUAGCUAGCACACGGAAUAGCAAAAUUCUUAUCUUAGUAUAUAUAAAUAGCUACCAAAUACCACAACUCAUAACCACAAACAAAAAAACAAAGACGUUAUUCACUCAAAAACCUCUAUAGUACUACAUAUAAUGGCUAAUUUUAAUAUCAAGCACAUUGCCAUCUUCUUCAUUCUCAUCUCAAUUUUCACUCCUCGAGUUUUAUCAGUCGUAGAAGAUUGUGGAGCAGAAGAAGACAACUCAUGUGUCAACAAAUCCAAAGCGUUGUCCUUAAAAAUCAUAGCCAUAGUCUCCAUCUUAAUCACUAGCAUGAUCGGAGUAUGUCUUCCAUUAUUCACACGUUCUAUACCUGCCCUAAGCCCAGAAAGAAGCCUUUUCGUGAUUGUCAAGGCAUUUGCAGCAGGAAUUAUCUUAGCCACGGGCUUCAUGCACGUGCUACCGGACUCUUUCGACAUGUUAUCAUCCAGUUGCUUGAAAGAAAACCCAUGGCAUAAGUUCCCCUUCACUGGAUUUGUGGCUAUGUUGUCUGCAAUAGUAACGAUGGCUAUUGACUCUAUAGCUACUAGUUUGUACAGCAACAAGCACAAAACUGGUGUAAUUCCAGAAACUGAUCAAGAAAUGAAUGUUGUGGCUGGAACUCAUGUUCAUUCCCAUCAUCAUCCUGGAUCUUUUUCGACUAAAGAUGGAGUUGACGGCAAAAAACUACUACGAUACAGAGUAAUUGCCAUGGUGUUGGAGCUGGGAAUCAUUGUUCACUCAAUAGUGAUAGGGCUUUCUCUUGGAGCGUCAAGCAAUACAUGCACAAUUAAAGGACUCGUUGCUGCACUUUGCUUUCAUCAAAUGUUUGAAGGAAUGGGCCUUGGUGGUUGCAUUCUCCAGGCUGAGUACAAGUUCUUGAAGAAGGCAAUAAUGGCAUUUUUCUUUGCAGUAACAACCCCAUUUGGUAUAGCACUUGGAAUAGCGCUGUCAAGCACUUACGAGGAAAAUAGCCCACGGGCAUUAAUAACUGUUGGAUUGCUCAAUGCAUCAUCAGCUGGCCUUCUGAUCUAUAUGGCUUUGGUUGAUCUUCUUGCUGCUGAUUUUAUGGGUGACAAAUUACAAGGCAGUGUGAAGCUACAAAUCAAGUCCUACAUGGCUGUUCUUCUUGGUGCUGGUGGAAUGUCUGUCAUGGCCAUUUGGGCCUAAAUUUGUUUUCAUAUUUUGGUUUGAGCAAUAAGUGUGUGAAACACACCCUUCCCUCCCUCCCCACACAUUUUUUCUUCUCUUUCUUGGGGUUUUGGGUUGUAGGUGACAAAAGAAUUUUAAAAUGAGGUGUAGGUGACACAAGUCUUAAUUAUUGAGUGGAAGCGACAAUCAAAGUUUGAAAAAUUUAAAAAUA